UGUAUAUAAUAUAGUGAUUGUUAUCCAUAGAACUGUGUUGUGUUAUAGCUAAACCUUGUUUAAUAUCUAUGCUCCAGUCUAUAAUUUUUCUCUGAAUUGUGGUUUUCACAAACUAAAUCCACACAGAGAAGACCCUCUCCUUCAUGUAUAUAAAACAAGAAGAGGCUGAGACAAAACAUGUACAUGCUUUACUAAUCUCAUCUUUAACAAUCUAUCUGUGAUGAAGACCUAUCAAGAUUGUGGACCAAGUUUGUGUCGCCACCUACUAAGUGUAAAAAUGUAAGUGUGAAUUUAGCGAAACGUCAUAAUGUACAGUUACACUUUCGCUUCUCUAAAUGUAAGCAGUGGCGGAUUAAGCUCCACCAAGGCCUGAGGCGGCAGUUGCUGGAGGGCCUAUUUAGUUUUUAAAGUUAGAGCCAAGGUAGUUGCUAACAUUAAAAACGGGAUUCGUUAUAAUACUGAGGUUAUCCUGGGGCCUACAAUCGCGUCAUAACUAGUCUGACGUCUUAGACUAUACUAAGCCAAAGUUGUUUGAUAUUGGUAAUGUAACUUUAUAUGCCCAUAAAUGACGUCACGUGGAUACAAUAUGAAUAUAUUAAGCAAGACAUAACCGAAAACUUACAAGGAUUUAACGUAUGUAGACCUACGUUUAAAAAAUAAGAUCAGAUCUCCAAACAAAAGGGCCUAUUUAAAAUGUUGUGGGCCUAAUUAAUUUUGGGUCAGGGCCUAUGUUGAUUCCCGUUGGGCCUUAACCCCACCCCCCUAACAUUCAUUGUCUAUGCGUUUUUAAUCGUAUCAGACAAGUCUAAAAAAAUUUUUUUUACAAAAUCUUUGGCCCUGAGGCUGUAGCCUUCUCAGCCUCACUGAUAAUCCGUUACUGAAUGUAAGUGUAACUGUUAAGUUGCGAAACCUCUCUGAUAUAUAGGUCCUACACACAACAUUUCAACACGGUUAAAUUCGUGUGAAUAUGUUCUAUGUGAUUGUUAUCCAUAGAACUAUGUUGUGUUACGACCUGUUUUUAUUUUAAAAAAAAUAAUAAAAGCAGUUUAUUAAAUUACUGCACGUAAAUAUUUCUCCCCGGUCACUGGAAGUACAUUCAACUCUAAAAAAUUUGAAGGAAUCCAAAGAUGUGCCAUAGACUUCUUUAUCAAGUUUGCAACCCUGAUAAGUGUUACUGGAUAAUCAUUCCUACUAACAACAUGAUGAGAUAAAUGUUAAUGGAUAAUCGUUCCUAUUAACAACAUGAUGAGAUAAAUGUUACUGGAUAAUCGUUCCUAUUACUGGAUAAUCAUACAAUAAACAACAUGAAGAGGAAACUAAUGAUGUUAACACAUUUCAUCAGUGUGUUGAAUGUAAUGAGAUAUUUCAACAGCACAGUGACUUAGAAGUCCAUAGCAAGAUACAUUUGAUAAAUGGGAAUUAUGUUGAGAAUAGCGAAGACAGUGAGAUAUUUCAUCAAUGUAUUAUAUGCAAUGAGGUUUUUAAACUUAAAAGUGACCUAGAAAACCAUAAGAAAAUUCAUUUUUCAAAUGGGACCGAGAGUGCUGAUGAGAAGAGUGCAGACAACAAAAGAUUUCUUCAGUGUGUUGUGCGUAAAAAAACCUUUAAUUGUCGCAGCAAUCUAGAAAACCACAAGACGAUUCAUUCUAUAAAUGAGUCUAAUGGUGAUGUUGAGAUUGAUAAAGGUACAUUUCACCAGUGUGCUGUAUGCAAUGAGGUUUUUAAAUUUAAAAGUGACCUGGAAAAUCAUAAGAAAAUUCAUUUUUUAAAUGGGACUGACAGUACUAAUGAGAAGAGUAUAGAAAACAAAAGAUUUCACAUUAAUCUGGAAAACCAGAACACGAUUCAUUUUAUAAAUGGGAAUGAUUCUAGCGUUGUUGAGAACAAUGACAUUUUCCAACUUAAUGGUGACUUCGGAAACUACAAAAAGACUCAUUCUAUAAAUAAUGACACAUACAUGUACCAGUGUGUUGCGUGUGAUAAAAGUUUUCAGGAUUACAGUGAUCUAGAAAACCAUGUGAAAACACAUGUUAAGAAAGAGAAAACAGAUGAGUUUGAGUUUGAAACAUUACAUCAGUGUAACAUGUGCAAUGAAAAAUUUAAUACGGCAAGUGAAUUAGAAGAUCAUUGUGAAAGCCACAUCAACGAAGAGAAUGAUAAAGGUGAUUUCAAUCGAAAGGAGUUGCAAGGAAUUUCGCAAAGUGAUGUAACUCACUCUGUUGAUUCUGGACAUCAAUUACCAGGGUCUGAAGAUGGUGGUUUCAAUUCAGAGGAGUCACAUGGAAUUUCUGGAAGUCAUGUGACUCAAUCUGGAAGUCAUGUGAUUCAAUCUGGAAGUCAUGUUGAACAUAAAUUACCAUGCUCUAAUAAAGAGUCUGAAGACGUUGAUUUCAAUCCAGAGAAAUCACAGGGAAUUUCUGGAAGUCAUGUGACUCAAUCUAUUUAUAUUGAACGUAAAUUACCGUGGUCUAAUAAAGAGAAAUCCUUACAAUGGCCCCAAGAGAAAUGUUUCCAAUGUGAAAUAUGUUCCAAAUGGUUUCAAUAUCAGAUGUAUCUAGACACCCAUAUGAAACUGCAUACCCAUCAGAAACCAUUCAAAUGUGAUCAUUGUAGUAAGGCCUAUAACGUACACGGCACUCUAAUGCGACAUGUGCUCACCCAUUAUGGUGACAAACCUUUCACUUGCAGCAUUUGUAGUAGAUCGUUUUAUGAAUGCAAUAAGUUACGAAUCCAUAUGAGGAUCCACACAGGAGAGCGACCCUAUGUGUGCAACGUGUGUCGUAAAUCAUUCCGUGAUACCUGUCUUCUCCGUCAACACAUGCGAAUCCACACGGACGAAAAAACUUUCAAGUGCAGCAUCUGUGAGAAAUCCUACAAACAAAAAAGUGGUUUGCAUAAACAUUUAUUAUUUCAUACCGGCGAGAAACCAUUCCUUUGUAUCUACUGUAAUAAAUCGUUCACUCAGAAAGUCCAUUUAAAUGAACACAUCCGAAUCCACACCAAAGAUAAACCCUUUAAAUGUGACUUUUGUAGCAAGACCUGCAACAGUCGAAAAAAUCUACAGCAACACACGAGAAUUCACACUGGCGAAAAGCCGUUCACGUGUGAUGUUUGUAGUAAAUCGUUCAGCGCUAAGUGUUCUCUAGUCAAACAUGUGAUAAUUCACAGCGGAGAAAGGCCUUUUAAAUGUGAUGUUUGUAGUAAAACAUACACACACAAAGAAACACUCACUAGACAUAGUUUUAUUCAUAGUGGGAAAAAAACAAAUUCAAUUGUGCCCAUUUAAUUAUGUCAUGUUUGGAGUAAAUUUCUUGUGGUUUAUGGCACAAUUUUUCACCCCAUGCAAACAUGCGAUCUUUAAAUUUAAAGAAACUCACAAGACACAGUUUUAUUCAUAGUUGGGAAAAAAACAAAUUCAAUUGUGCCCAUUUAAUUAUGUCAUGUUUGGAGUAAAUUUCUUGUGGUUUAUGGCACAAUUUUUCACCCCAUGCAAACAUGCGAUCUUUAAAUUUAAAGAAACUCACAAGACACAGUUUUAUUCAUAGUUGGGAAAAAAACAAAUUCAAUUGUGCCCAUUUAAUUAUGUCAUGUUUGGAGUAAAUUUCUUGUGGUUUAUGGCACAAUUUUUCACCCCAUGCAAACGUGCAAUCUUUAAAUUUAAAGAAACUCACAAGACACAGUUUUAUUCAUAGUUGGGAAAAAAACAAAUUCAAUUGUGCCCAUUUAAUUCAGUCAUAUUUGGGGUAAAUUUCUUGUGGUUUAUGGCACAAUUUUUCACCCCAUGCAAACAUGCGAUCUUUAAAUUUAAAGAAACUCACAAGACACAGUUUUAUUCAUAGUUGGGAAAAAAACAAAUUCAAUUGUGCCCAUUUAAUUCGGUCAUAUUUGGAGUAAAUUUCUUGUGGUUUAUGGCACAAUUUUUCACCCCAUGCAAACAUGCGAUCUUUAAAUUUAAAGAAACUCACAAGACACAGUUUUAUUCAUAGUUGGGAAAAUAACAAAUUCAAUUGUGCCCAUUUAAUUAUGUCAUGUUUGGAGUAAAUUUCUUGUGGUUUAUGGCACAAUUUUUCACCCCAUGCAUACAUGCAAUCUUUAAAAUUAAUGUACAUCCAUCCUUGGUAUCCCUAGUGGUCUUGUUCCAUUCUACAUCACUAACCUCUGGGUUAAAGAUACAUUAUGUGAGAUUAGAUAACUAUAAUAGUUAAAAAAUAGAUAAUGUAAAGGGAAUUGGCUGAAAAUUGCAGUCAAAUUGAUCCACUCUGAACCAAGAUUUUAGCAAUUGAAUUUUCGGCCUACCCUUGAUCAUCAUUACUAAAGUUGGUACGAUAAAAAAACAUAGUCUCAACUAUCCAUUUCAUUUUCAUGAUUAAAUUAUGAAUAAAGUCGAACAGCAAAUUGGAACCUAAUCCAAUAAACAUCGUAGACUAGCGAUGCCAUCGAGAGUUGAUUAUGGUCUGUUUAAGUUAAUUAAUGUCUAAUUAAUAAUUUAGAUAACAUUUCAGGCCUAAAGAAAGACCUGCAAUAGGCAGAAUUAGCUCUUGCAUAAUGUCUGUUUAAUUAUGUCAUGUUUGUAGUAAAUCCUUGUGGUUUAUGGCAAAAUUUUCCACCCCAUGUAUACAUGCCAUCUUUAAAAUUAAUGUACAUGCAUCUUUGGUAUCCCCAGUGGUCUCGUUCCAUUCUACUCUACUUACCUCUGGGUUAAUCAAUUGUGGGAAAGGGGACAUAUAUUCAAGUUAUCUGCCCAUGAUGAUUGUGCUAUACUUAUCUACCAAUCCCAUAAAUCGUUAAUUGCAAAGGGAAGUAACUUUCAUCUUGUUGCAACAAGCUGUGAAGGUAAACAUAGAGGUUAAAGAGUCUUAGUAACCCUUGUUUGUAAACUGUUUUUUUCAUUGGAGGGCCUGACAAGGACAGCUGUCUAAUCCUUCAGAUGAGACGGAAAACCGAGGUCCCGUGUAUAUAUUGGAAUGCACGUAAAAGAUCCCCUGGCAGUUGGAAUUCGAUAUAAGAGUAGGCGAUAGUGCCGCUGCUCGGGCAAAAUUUCCCUCAUAGCACACUGUAUGGCGUAUGCCCGUCUUCAUUAGCCCAGGUUAGGAGCAGAACAGUAGGAUGUUAAACCCCAUUUCAUUUCAUUUCAUUUUUUCAUUGGUUUGCAGACUCAAGCUAUGAUCAAGGCCAGGGCAGAUAAUUUGAAAUCGUGAAAACCCUAUGGAUUAUCCCCCCAAGGGUACAAUGGAGUAGAAUGAAAUGAGACAACUGGUGAAACUGAGGCUAAUGGAAAUGUUGCAUACAACAUUAUCCCAUCAAUAUUCAUGAGUCGACAUAAAGUCCCUCUGUAGAUCAUUGAUAUACCUUUAUUCUCUUGAAAAUACAAUAUUGUCAAAGUUGAAUCUAAAACGAAUAUGGGUCCAAAAAUGCUUCAGUUGCAUCUAGUAUUUCCAAAGGUAUGUAAACAUUUGCAACUUUCAGCAUUUGGCAUACACUGUACAUGUAGAUGUCGUGUCCAUCAUCUGGGUGACCGAGACCACUGCAGAUGAUAAAAUUGUGAAAUAGUCAAACUGGAAAUAGAUUUUAAGAAAGCCAAAAUUCACUUCGAUGAAAAUGGUCAGAAAUUUGAGCAAUAUUUAUGAUUUGUCUUUGUUAGCCCCGUUAUUAAUGCAGAAAACUAGGAAGUUAAACUCUGUUUCAUGUCGGGAGCCAUGGUGGCUAAGUGGGUAAGGCGCUAGCUCGCUUGACUGGAGGUUGCAGGUUCGAUCAUAGUGUUGGCCAAGAAAGUUCAUUGGGAUUUUCUGGCAUGGAUUCUCCUUUUCAGUGAUGCAGGAUGGAGAGCUUGACAAGGAAAGCUGUCUAGUUGUUUGGAUGGGAUGAAAAACCUAGGUCCUGUGCACACACUGGCAUGCACGUAAAACAUCCCUUGACAAUUGGAAUUUGAUAUAAGAGUAAGUCAUAGCACCGCUGUCCUGGCAAAAUUUCCCUCAUAGCACACAGUAUGGUAUAUGCUCGUAUUCAUUAGCCCAGUUCGGAGCAGAAAAGUAGGAAGUUAAAACUCCAUUUCAUUUCAUUUCAUUUCACCGCAAGGGUGAAUGAAAAUGGAAAAUUUAAGAGAAUUUAACUGAUUGUAUACAUGUAUAUAAAUGUAUGUAUUUUAUGAUGCUUAUGUACUUAAAUUAUACACAAAGGCCUUCUAGUACAAGUAUUGGAAUAUGACAAUAUGUAGGCCUACAUGAUAUGUGCAUAAUAUCACAUUGCUAAACUGAUGCUACAUAUUAAAUAAAGAUUUUAAAUGAA
This is a messenger RNA of Patella vulgata (common limpet), 6285 nucleotides long. RefSeq names its product zinc finger protein 501. Gene Ontology annotation, molecular function: RNA polymerase II transcription regulatory region sequence-specific DNA binding; DNA-binding transcription factor activity, RNA polymerase II-specific. The record is from RefSeq and is a predicted model, not a curated record. Gene Ontology annotation, cellular component: nucleus. The transcript is spliced from 2 exons. Gene Ontology annotation, biological process: regulation of transcription by RNA polymerase II. Bases 1958 to 3286 code for a protein of 442 amino acids. Lineage: Eukaryota; Metazoa; Mollusca; Gastropoda; Patellidae.